AUGUCAGCAAGCAGUGGUGUAAAGCGACCUAGUAAGGCUUUUAAAACAUGUUUAUUUUGUAAACGGUCACAUGUUGUAUGUGAUAAGCAGCGACCAUGUUCCAGAUGCGUUAAAAGAGAUAUUGCCCAUUUAUGCAGAGAAGACGAUAUUGCAGUUUCAAAUGAGAGGCCGUCACAGCAUGAAAGUUCUCCGGAGGAUAAUGAUAUAACCGCAGAGAAAUAUGUAAGUGGAACAAACAGCGGGAGCUUGUUCCACUAUCAGAAUAUUCCUAACGGUUCGGCUGAUAAUAGCGGCUCCAAAUAUGGAGAGGAAUUGUCGUCGAAACUGAACUCCACUCUUGUAAAUGAUACAGCUAGUUUAUUGCUUCCGCACCAGCCCGUAUUUGUGUCAGAGAACGUUGGUUCAGAAUUCAGUUCUUUGAAUGAAUUCCUUUCGAUGCUAGAAAACCCUUUGUUGGCCCAAACAACCUUGAACCCCAGUAAUGCGAGUGAUGUUCAUUUGGAGAAUGGUUCACAAAGCACACAGUCCCCACUGGAAUACCAAAACGACAACCGUGGGGAUGGGAGCGAAGUAGUCGGUCAAGAGCAUAAUGUUACAGACGCGAUUACAGGUUCCUCUAAAAACACCUCAAAGAGGGAUCAUCAAAACCAACAGAAAGAGGAGUCUCAAGUCCCGAUCAAUCCAGACCAAAACAGUGCGCCAACACCUAAGGAACAAUUCUUCCUAACAGCGGCAGACCCAUCCACAGAAAUGACACCAGAAGAUCGGUUGAAGUUGGUCAUAAACGCGAAGCUAGAGGCAGGAUUAUUGAAACCGUACAAUUAUGCCAAGGGGUACGCGAGAUUACAAGACUACAUGGACAAAUACAUGAACCAAUCUUCCAAGCAGAGAAUUCUGAAACCUCUAUCUACCAUUAGACCGGCAUUCAGAACCAUUGCGCGUUCAUUGAAAGAUGUUGAUUUAGUUUUGGUCGAGGAGAGUUUUGAGAGGAUGCUCUUGUCGUACGAUCGUGUUUUUACUUCUAUGAGUAUGCCUGCGUGUUUGUGCAGACGUACGGGUGAGAUUUACAGAGCUAAUAAGGAGUUUGCUUCACUAGUCGAUUGCACGGUGGAUGAUCUACGCGACGGGAAGCUUGCGAUCUAUGAGUUGAUGACAGAGGAAAGCGCAGUGAACUUUUGGGAAAAGUACGGGUCCAUCGCGUUUGACAAGGGCCAGAAGGCUGUCCUAACAAGCUGUAGUCUGCGAACAAAAGAUGGGAUUCGCAAGCGGCCGUGCUGUUUCAGCUUCACAAUCAGAAGGGAUAGGUACAACAUUCCAAUUUGCAUCGUAGGGAAUUUCAUCCCUCUGUCAUAG
Molecule: messenger RNA, 1353 nt
Organism: Saccharomyces kudriavzevii IFO 1802
Lineage: Eukaryota; Fungi; Ascomycota; Saccharomycetes; Saccharomycetales; Saccharomycetaceae
Gene: RDS2
Product: gluconeogenesis transcription factor RDS2
Exons: 1
Coding region: 1-1353 (450 amino acids)
Biological process (GO): regulation of DNA-templated transcription
Cellular component (GO): nucleus
Molecular function (GO): DNA-binding transcription factor activity, RNA polymerase II-specific; RNA polymerase II transcription regulatory region sequence-specific DNA binding; zinc ion binding
Source: RefSeq, a predicted model, not a curated record